Messenger RNA from Manihot esculenta (cassava), 540 nucleotides. RefSeq lists its product as uncharacterized. The transcript has 2 exons. NCBI's taxonomy places the organism in Eukaryota, Viridiplantae, Streptophyta, Magnoliopsida, Malpighiales, Euphorbiaceae. The record is from RefSeq and is a predicted model, not a curated record. Bases 63 to 455 code for a protein of 130 amino acids.
AAAUUUUCUUUUACUUUCCUCAUCGCCUCAAUCUUUCUCUCUCUCACUUGUGUUAUCCAAAAAUGGAGACUACGGCUGCCUAUGCUGCUCCCACAGUUCAACGAGUGACCAAGAAAUCGUCAGAUGAGCUGCUGAGGAAAUUCGCAGAACUCGGGGAAGAUGAGCCAAAGAAAAGGCCAAAAAUAAGCAAGACAAGCAAGGAAGUUGUAGCUUAUUGUGAGAGCCCUAACAGUAUCACCUUAGUAGAGAGAAGGUCUCUUCUUCUUCCUCAGCUCUCUGAGAAGUCCAUUUUGCUCAGGCAACUUGGGUCUCGGCUUAGAGCUAGGGAUAUCAAGAACACGCCAAUAUUUGUUGCCAUUGAAAAGACAUGGCGUAAGACAUUAGAAGGAGCUUCCAAACUGCUUCUAGAGAAGCAUUGCAAUCGACAUAGGCGCUUGAUUAGUGAUGUCGUCUAGCUUCAAAUCUUUGUCUUCUGCUUUAGAAGUAAUUAAUAUAUUUAAAAAUAAAAAAAAGAAUAAUAUAAACUUAUGUAGAUUACAC